AUAGUGCAUAUAGCACCCCACUCUGGUCAAAAAAAAAACGCUCACAUUUGUGCAAAUAGGUCUGAUUUAUAAAAAUUGAACUAAAAUACCAUUAGGAGCAUAUUUUAUAAUAUAUAUAUAUAUAUAUAUAUAUAUAUAUAAAAUAUUUUGUGAAAUGAUUAAAAAGUUCUUCUUCUUCAUCUCGCUGGUUGCCGCAGCAGAGAGGGAAGGGAAGAUUGGAGAAGACCCGUCAUCGCCGGUGAGUCGUAGACUGAACAAAAACUCCAAGUUGUCAAGACCAACUAAGCUGCUGGUGACGUUUCAGUAGAUCCAGGCCGUCAAUGGUAUCGCUGAUACCAGCAAGAUCAACAUCGGGCAGGAGCUGUGGAUCCCACUCUGUGCAGCUGCGAUGACGUGAAGGGAUAGAGCGUCGUCCAUUACGGACACGUGGUGGUUGCUGGGAGCUCGGUGGAUGGGAUUGCACAGCAGUUCAAUACCUCCUCGGACAUUCUACUGAAGCUUAAUGGACUCACCAAACCCAACCAGCUUCAGGCCAGUUCAAGUGUCCAUUCAAAUCGAAGUGGGCACGUCGUCACCGGAGCUGCUAACUGGGCACGUCCGGCGAACGAUUUGCCUAAGGUUUUACCACAGGGAAGGUAGUAACAGGGUAGCCAAUGUUUUCUGUUCCAGAUGCAACAACAUUCUGGGCAUAAAAUUUAUGCAAGUGCAAAACAACGACCAUAGAUGGGUGGCAGCAGGAAGUUUUGGAUAUAAUCAAGCUCCGUUUCUGGGAUGGAAACUUGUGGUAUCGGAUUGUGCUAGAAUAAUUCAACCAGUUUGGAAUACACAGUGCAAUACACAAUGACAGAGGCAUCAAUUUGAAGAGGCUCACUGAUACUGACAUUCAUUGAAUAUGUAAUUUUAUAUCCACAAACUUUGUAUUUGUCCAAUUUCAUUUUCAUCAAGUGAGAAGUGGUGAAAAAUUAUUGUUGUACAUGAAAGAGCGUUCAAUUGAACUGUAAGGAGAGAAAACGCAUACACACGCACAAAGAAAAAGAAGAAUAAUAAAAAGUAAGGUUUGGUAGGGAUAUUUUGGAAAAAUUAAAAAGGUAAAAUGAGUAUUACAUUAAUUUAGGGUGUUUACGUACAAAUUAAAAAGAAUAGGAAUGUUGUU
Cornus florida is the source of this 1153-nucleotide messenger RNA. RefSeq lists its product as uncharacterized. The record is from RefSeq and is a predicted model, not a curated record. The transcript has 3 exons. NCBI's taxonomy places the organism in Eukaryota, Viridiplantae, Streptophyta, Magnoliopsida, Cornales, Cornaceae. The coding region runs from base 503 to 844 and encodes 113 amino acids.